CUAGUAAUGGAAUAAUAAAUAACAGAGACAGCCAAUAAUUAUAAUACUAUUAUAAAUGAAGUCAUUACUAAAUUAAAGAGAAACUCUGAUAAAGGUUAAUUACAAAUGAGUGAAUCUGAAAUCUUUAUCUUUCAGGAUGUAUCAAUCCUUUUUUAGUUCUAAAGCUUUGGCAAAACUAUUUAAAAGCAAUAUAAGAAGGCAGAGAAAUUAAAUGUAAAACUGAAAUCUAGAACUAACCAAAAAUAACUUAAAUAGAUACUUAUUAAUCAGAACCUGCUAUUGUAAAAAAAGUGCUUGUUGUUAAAAAAGUAAUUUCUUAUAUUUUCAUAAAAGGAAGAGGCAGAUGUUAGUUUUGAUGAAGAUUCAGAUGAAGUUAUUGCUUAAAAUCAUUAAUAAAUUGAUAAUUAUGAAGUAAUGUUUGUUAUUGUUAAUUAGAAAAUAAAAGAAUUUGAAAAGAAUAGAUCUGAAAGUAUGAGAGAGAAAACUCUCUUUGAUAAAAUUAGAGAAUUAGUCUAACUGAAAAAUUAUGUUAAAUAAGAAGAAUAAGAUGAUGAUGAUACUGAAGAACCUAAAAUAUUUGAUACUUAAAUAUAUGCUUAAAAAAUUAAUACUGAUACUAUUGUAAGUAGAAUCAGAGUAAUUUUUCAUUCUUAUUUUAGCCUAAUAAAUAGUAAAAGGCUAGUUUAGAAAAUGUACUAAUCAAAGAAAAAAAUAAUAAAGAUGCACUCUAUCCAUAAGCAUAAUUGUAAUUUAAUUUUCAAACUAAUAAAAAAAAAAACUAAUAAUGAUCGAAUUGUAUUUAUCAUUAUAUAAAUUUUAGUUAC
This is a messenger RNA of Paramecium sonneborni, 824 nucleotides long. NCBI's taxonomy places the organism in Eukaryota, Ciliophora, Oligohymenophorea, Peniculida, Parameciidae. The record is from the annotation of a GenBank genome assembly.